GAACAAGACGAUCUAACACAGUAUAGUUUUGUUAGGCGCGCGAACUACUAUUCGCGGCCAAGGAACAAAAAGCGCAAAUGCUAGAAAUUCUUCAAAAUGCCAUGGUUGGAAUAACUAUUUGUCACAACGUUGAACUCAUGGAAAAUUUGGAAGGCGUUUAUCGGUAAAAAGAAUUAGUAAACGAUUGCAAUAACCUUACCUUUUACUGAAUGACAGAGGUAGUGAAGUAAUUUUCAUAGAGAGUGGGAGAGAAAGUGUUAGUGCGGGCCCGCCCAGGUGACGGGCCCGCCGCUGUGUUAAAUAAGUAACAUAAAAGCUGAAAAAUGGAGCAGUUCGAAUCACUGCUAACAUGUUGUGUGUGCUUGGAUCGAUACAGGAAUCCAAAACUCCUGCCAUGUCAACACAGCUUCUGUAUGGAGCCGUGUAUGGACGGCUUAGUGGAUUACGUUAGAAGACAGGUCAAAUGUCCAGAAUGCCGCGCCGAACACCGUAUUCCCUACCAGGGAGUCCAGGGAUUUCCAACAAAUGUAACACUGCAACGGUUUUUAGAACUACAUGCUCAAAUUGCUGGAGAACUACCUGAUCCCACAGCAGGACAGGUUAUGGAAAGAUGCAAUGUUUGCUCAGAAAAAGCAUAUUGUGCACCUUGUGCUCAUUGCGACAAGAAAGUGUGCGAAGAAUGCAAAUCAGCUCACAUGGAAGUCCUGCGUAGAGAAAUAACUAGAAUAAAUAAUCAAAUACGACGCGGCGUACAUAGGCUUCAGGAUAUACUUGGUAUAGUCGAACGAAACACAUCAAACCUCCAAACAAACUGCGCUGCAGUAUCAGGAGAAGUUGAUGAAAUACACAAGAGAUUAGCUAAAGCGCUAAAAGAUCGAACAGAUUUCUUGCGAAAUGAAAUUGACCGUUACUUAGCAACUGAACUCAGAAACCUAACGCACCUCAAAGAUAAUUUAGAAUUAGAAUUAAGUAAUAUACAAAGUAACUGUGAUGUCGCCGAUAAAUACAUGAAUGAUGACGUGGAAUGGGAAGACACAGAACUAGUCGAUACUAAAGAAAUAUUUUUGAAGACCGUAGAAUUUCUAAGGAACUUCGAUUAUGAAGCUGGUGAUUAUAAUCGUAGGAUACGGUUUAUUAUGACUCAUGAUCCUAAUCAACUUGUUAUGCAUGUUGCUAGUUACGGUGAAUUAAAUAUUACCAACCCUGCUCACACAAGUGGAUAUGGUGGAAGUAGCUUGCAACCUUCUCAAGGUCUUACCAGGUCUAAAAGUGACCACCGUCUCGCUACACAGUUCCGGCAACAAGAAGAAACUAAAAGUUAUUAUGAUAUUGAUGAACCUAUUCUUGGAGGUCGUAAAUUUGGUGAGCGUCGGCCCCCACCGCCUGAAAAACCCACAAGGGAAUACGGUGCAACUGAUGACUAUAGUGGCUAUGAGUCGGAACAUCGUCCUUCUCGUCGAUUCAGAUCCCGUUUCGUCAGAAGUCAUCAACAAGACAAUGACUCUGAUACAGAACAGGCUACGCGCAAUAUAAAAUCUGAACAUAAAGAGAAAGAAAAAGAAAAAGUGACUGACACAGAAGAUGCUACCCGUGGUCCUCUGAGUGGUAUAUUCCGCUUAAGCGAUUGCCCACGAGUUAUGCAAAGAAUGUUGGACGUGGACAGUGGCAAGAAAAAAGAAAAGAAAGAACCUCCACCGCCACCAAAACCCGUUCAGCCGACACCUCCAACUCAGCGUCGACCACCACCUGCUCGACAACAAAGUGAAGAUGAUGAAAUAUCCCGUCUUAAAAGACAAAAUAAAGCUACAUCUUCUCAAGAAGCUGAACGGGCUGCACAAAGGGCUGUGGAAGAAGAAAGAAAUUCGAUUACUCGAAAACCACCCACACCAGCCCGGGAGGCAUCCAGUGAUGGAGAAUCAGAUGAAUCUCUUGGUACACUGCAAAGAAAUCAACGCAAGAAUACAACUACAGCAACAAAAACACCAGUUCCAACGCCACGUCGACCUUCAGCCACUGAGACUCCCACCUCUCAUCGCGUUCCUGCAAGAGCUGCUAGCACUGAAUCAAGUGCUUCUACAGAAAGUUCCGGCUCGGCGGUUAAACAUACAGGUGCUAUAUUAUCGAUUGAAGAGUUAAAAGCUAAAUAUAGCAAUGACGGACUUCCAUCAAAACCAAGAUCUCGUUUUUUGUCCGCAGGCGGUGAUAGAACGACAACAGCAACUACAAAUGGCACUGUCAGUGGUGCUCAACGUAUCCAGAGUAGAUUUAUAGGCUCACAGCGACCAACGCCCGCUCCAGCACCCGCCGAGCCGGCUCAAGAAGACUCUGAUUCUAGCUCUGAGGAGGAAACAGACUCGUCAGAGGAGAGUGAAGAGGAGCCUGCAUCCCAACGAAAGCCCGAGAGCCAAGCGAUGGCCCGCACUGAUAUUGGUCCAUUACUUGCUCGCAGCAACAACGCUAGAAGUGAUGCGCAAGACAAUAAAAACAAAGACAGUCCUACGCAGCCACGCUAUCGUACUCGACCGCAACCAGCUGAGGAAGAAACGCCUCGUUAUGGAAAUUCUGCUUCCUCAUACAGUAAUCGCUAUGGUAGCAAACCUAAAGAAGAAGAACCAACAUCUUCUUUUGACGAUGAAUCUAAAUAUCCGACUGCACGCUCUAGAUAUUUAGCAUUGAAAGAGCGACGUAAUCGUUUAGCAAGAAGUAAAAGUAGUCAUAGUGGUUUCGGUGCUGGUGACGAUGAUGAUCAAGACGAACCAGUAUCACCUACCACAGCUUCACCUUCUGCAUACCUCGCGGCUCGAUACGGCACCGGCACAGGUGGUUCAGAGUUGUCUCGAAGUCGAUCAUCACAUGCUCUUAAAUCUAGGGAAAGCUCUCCUGAACGUCCUGUAACAGGCGAAAAGGAUGGAGCAGCCUUAAGUUCAUGGGCACGCUACUUGAAGAGCAAGUAUGGUUCGCGGGGAAAAGACCGCGAUACGAGUGGUUCCUCAACGAGUGCAUCCCGUCGCCUGUCUCUCGGGCUACCAUUAAGAUCAGCAAAUGAGCUUGCCAGUUCUGAUGAUGAUUCAAAAAACGCGGCAGGCUCCCCCAUCUCCCCUACGGCGGCUACAGCAGCGGUAGCAGGUUUCGCAGCAGCAGGUUCCUCCCCUAGGAGCCAGUAUCUGCAGAAACGCCGUUUACAAUUCAGCGUGGGGAGUCGGGGGAGCGAACCCGGCUACUUUACUUGGCCUCGUGGUAUCGCUGUGGGUCCCGACAACACUAUGGUUGUGGCUGACUCAUCUAACCAUCGAGUCCAGGUAUUUGAUUCAAAUGGAAUAUUCGUGAAAGAGUUCGGUCAAUAUGGCAGUUCUGAAGGCGAAUUUGACUGUCUGGCUGGUGUGGCAGUUAACAGAAUAGGGCAAUACAUCAUUGCUGACAGAUAUAAUCAUCGGAUACAGGUAUUUGAUCCAGCCGGUCGCUUCCUGAGGUCAUUCGGAAGUCAGGGUACCGGGGAUGGGAAGUUUAACUACCCAUGGGGUAUCACCACGGACGCUCUCGGAUUCAUUUACGUUUGUGAUAAGGAAAACCAUAGAGUCCAGGUAUUCCAAUCCGAUGGCACAUUCGUGGGCAAAUUCGGGUCUUUUGGCUCCAAACUGGGACAAUUGGAGCACCCUCACUAUAUAGCAGUAUCAAACACCAACCGCGUCUUAGUCUCCGAUUCUAAUAACCACAGAAUCCAGGUGUUUGAUGUGAAUGGAAGGGUGUUAUCUUCAUUUGGAGAAGAAGGCUCGGAGGAUGGACAGUUCAAGUUCCCAAGGGGUGUGGCCGUGGAUGAUCAAGGGUAUAUAGUGGUCGCAGAUUCUGGUAACAACCGUAUUCAGAUCUUCCACCCCGACGGAAGCUUCCUACGUGCUUUUGGCUCUUGGGGUUCAAGUGAUGGAGAGUUCAAAGGUUUAGAAGGCAUAGCUGUUAUGUCAAAUGGCAACAUUAUAGUAUGUGACCGAGAGAAUCAUAGAGUACAAGUGUUUUGAGAUUCUUCAGGAAUACAGUUCAAGAACCGUGUUCAAUAAUUCUAUCUUUUCUUGUAAAUAAUUAUAACUAAUUAUAAUUGUUAACAGUGUUUCUAUCUAUCUGCUCUACUCUAUCUUCUCACAGCUGCCUUUAUUUCGGAUGACAUCUAUUACACUACCUAAUAUUAAUCUGUUAUAUCACACCAUUACUAAUUCACAAGUAUCCUUCAAUCAUUUUAAUUGCACUUAUAUAAUGCGGCUUAUCAAGUUACAAAUGUUUUAAAUUAACAUAGAUUCUUGUAAAUACUGAAUCGAUCAUUGUUAACUGCUUUCUGUUUUGGUUCGAGAUUGAACGACCGUGAAAAGGUGAUCUAACUUAUCAGCUGUUUAUUGCCGUCGUUUAAGUUAGAUUAAGUAUGCGAUUUUAAUAAAAUCCUUGAUCUAUAAUUCUCCUAACGAGCAUAUCCAUUAUAAUAUACUCGUAUAUAUCGUUCGGUAUUAACAGUUCAAUAUUAAAUUUAUAUCCAUUUAAUUUUGCAUAAAGCUCUAUAGGUAUUUGUUCUAAUUGGCAAUCCGAUAUCGAAUCUUAGCGAAAUGAACACCUACCUCUUAAUUAAAUUAAAAGGGAUCAAAUUUUAAUGUUAUCUGGAAAGAAAAUUUCAAUAACGAAAAUUUGCUAACCUACUUAAAAGAAUGAGGUUCAUGUGUCAGCACUCCUUGAUGAUUUAUUAUUUUCACUAAUUAACUUUGAUUAUUGCAAUGUUAUUUCUUAUUUAAAAAUGUAAUAUUAACGAUCUUUAUACAAUUAUUCGAUUCGAUAAACUAAAAUUUAAUUUAUCCAAAACGAUCUAUUUAUCACGCUUCCAUAUAUUUCUUGAUUAUAAAAAGAGCUUGUGUUCGGUGACCUGAAUGAAGUGAGCAACAACCAGAAAAAUAUUUUCAAGAUAUUUGCGAAUGUGUGGAACAAAAUUAUUCAUUUAAAACUAGAUUUUGUUAUUCACUCGAUUUUGUUGCAAGGUGACCUAUUUAAAAACUGACAUUCUUUUAUAAUGCUUCUGUACACUAUUAAAGGCACUUGGAAUUUAAUUUGGGUUUUAAUAACAUUAAUUUUCACGUUUCACGUCAAAUUUGUUUCCCCGCCCUAGUGAACGUUUUAUAGCAAGCAAAAACUUAACAUUAUUUCAUAUUUAAGGUAGUCAAAUAAUCUAGUCAUUUUAUAAUUAUACAAAUUUUCAAUGUGCCAAAGACUUGCCUGUACAACUUUCUCUAAUGCUUAUCUUAAAACUAUUUACGCAUUAUUAAAUAUAAGGCAACUUUGUAAUGUUCUCUAUAAUAUACUGUGUUUAUUUCAA
This is a messenger RNA of Pieris brassicae (large cabbage white), 5344 nucleotides long. It is a transcript of the gene tn, whose product is annotated as RING finger protein nhl-1. The transcript is spliced from 13 exons. Gene Ontology annotation, biological process: protein polyubiquitination; proteasome-mediated ubiquitin-dependent protein catabolic process; negative regulation of translation. Gene Ontology annotation, molecular function: translation repressor activity; protein binding; ubiquitin protein ligase activity. The record is from RefSeq and is a predicted model, not a curated record. NCBI's taxonomy places the organism in Eukaryota, Metazoa, Arthropoda, Insecta, Lepidoptera, Pieridae. Bases 324 to 4013 code for a protein of 1229 amino acids.